Messenger RNA from Rattus norvegicus (Norway rat), 2909 nucleotides. It is a transcript of the gene Sp110, whose product is annotated as SP110 nuclear body protein. Gene Ontology annotation, cellular component: nucleus. The record is from RefSeq and is a predicted model, not a curated record. NCBI's taxonomy places the organism in Eukaryota, Metazoa, Chordata, Mammalia, Rodentia, Muridae. Gene Ontology annotation, molecular function: DNA binding.
GACUCUGCUGCCACAGCCCCGAUCCCAGGCAUUGCCACCAAGUCAUCUGUCCUCUGGACUGAGAAUCCGUGACCCCGGAACAACCUCACUGCAAAUCACUGAGAUCCUGGAUGAGCAGCCCAGCCCUUCCCACCCAGCUGCUCCUCUCCCUGGCUACAUUCGGGAAGGAAAAACCACUCCAGGCAAGAAACAGAGCCCUCCUGUCUGUCCAACAGCCUGUAACCCUACCUAGGAUGCUGGCUUCCUGUCAAUUAGAACCCCAAAUUGCUGUCUUUUGUUGAUCUGUUCCUUUCUAUGCAGCCACCUUCAUACAACCCUUUCUAAGAAAAUCGCAAGUGCUGCCAGUGGCCCGGGAGGCCCGGAUCCCAGAGCAUCUUCUUCCUAAGCCUGGACGCUCCGGCUUCUGCCCUUCCUUUGGUGCUUCACCUUUCCUGAGCCUUCAGACCAGUGGUUCUCAACCGUCCUAAUGCUACUACAGUCUAAUGCAGUUCCUUCUGUUGUGGUGAUCCCCAACCAUCAUGUUAUUUUUGCUUCUGCUUCAUAACUGUAAUUUUGCUGCUGCUGUGCAUCGCAACGUAAAUAUUUUUUGGAGAAAGAGGUUUGCGGAAGAAGUCGAAACCCACAGGUUGAGAACUGCUGCUUCAGGCCAUUCCCCCUCUUCCCUGCAACCUGUGGGUUUUCCCUCCUUCAGCUGCCAGUAACAAUUCAACAGCUACAACUGAUACAUGGUCAGAAAGAAGACCAGCAAAGGAUGCCCAGCCCUUCCACGGGCACUGUGCAAAGUGACACUGACUGGGCUGUGGAGGGAGAUGAACAUGCCAGAUGAGAAGCUGUGGUUGGAACCUCAGGAGAAAGAAGGGGAGGGAAACAGAGAGAGCUGUCCUUUGACUCACAGCGCAAACCAACCAUCAAAAAUGCUGGUGUGGGUCUGGGGUUUAGCUCAGUGGAAGAUCACUUUCCUGGUAGAUAUAAGGCUCUCUCUCUCUCUCUCUCUCUCUCUCUCUCUCUCUCUCUCUCUCUCUCCCUCUCCCCCUCUUCCUCCUCUCCCUCCCUCUCUCCCCUCCCUAGAUGCAGAAGCCUUUGAGUCUCAGCCUUUCUCGUCCCUUUCUUUUCUUAGUGUGUUAAGAGUAGAACCGAGGGCCUAUUGGACACUGAAUAAGCACUGCACCACUGCACUACACCCCCAGCCCCUUUAUUUAUUUUUAGUUGAAUCAGAUUCUAAGACAUAUGUUUAUUAUUAACAUUAUUAGAAAAUAUAAAAUUUUUAUGUCUAUUAGAUCUAAUUGAACUUCCAGACUUAUGCCACUCGCCUUCCCUAAACCAUUAUUAUAAUAAUAAAGUUUAGUUACAUUAACUAUAUCAGGAUGUACUCCUGAUAUUGCCGAAGAUACACAGUCUGGACUCCUUGCUCUGCAGGACUGAGAAUAAAGGAGCCUGAACUCAAUAACUUUUCCUCCACUCCUCUGAUACUUGCCAUUCAAAUAAGUUAACAUAAUUGGAAAGGUAAUGUCAAUAGAAGAUUUCAUCAUCUACAUUUUCAAAAGAAGAGGAAGAGGAGGAGGAGGAAGAAGGAGAAAAGGAGGAGAAGGAGGAGGAGGUGGGAGGAGGAGAAGAAGAAGAGGAGGAGGAGGGGAGGAGGAGAAGGAGGAAUAAGAAGGGGAAGAAGAAGAAUAGAAGAAGAAUAGAAGAAGAAGAAGAAGAAGAAGAAGAAGAAGAAGAAGAAGAAGAAGAAGAAGAAGAAGAAGAAGAAGAAGAAGAAGAAGAAAUAAUCCUGCUAUUAAACUAUUCAGUCCCUUCUGUAUCCUACCAUCCCCUGGCCACCUGCCUCCCUUACUGUGUCCUCAAGAGAUCACCAGAGAAAAGAUAAGGAAGACUCUCAAGAGAUGCCCCACCAUCCCUCAGGACCCGAAGCAGUUGUCAAAGACAUCUUAACAUCCAAGACUAACAAUCGAGAUGACUCAGGAGCACAGCCUCCGGGUUCUCCUGGCACCAUGCAUGUGGUUCAAGAUAAUUCUCCAGCACCAAAUGACCCGGAAGUGCCCCAGGAAGCUCCCUGCACACCUGCAAACAAGAAAGCAAGAAAAAGAAAAAGUUGCAUCUGGUCAAAUUCCAAAAGAAGACGGCAGAAAAAAAAGCCCCCUCAACAUAAGAUGAUGGGAGUGGCCUCACCUGGACCUGGAGUUCAGGAGAAGCUCAAGGUGGUGGGGCAGAGGACUCUGAAUCAGGAUGACUCAACUAGGAACGUGAAGGUAGUGACCAGGACUCUGAGGGAAAGGACUCGCUGUGCCCAGACAUCCAGUUCUCAAGAGAUCAGCAAGGAAGCAUCAAAACCAAGGGCUAGAAAGAGGCCUCAGAAGAGGCCCCACACAGCAGGAAGAACCAUACACGUUCCAGAAAAGUCCAAGGACGAUGCUGUGGAUUUUCUCUCUCCUACACUCUCUGUGACCUGUGGUGAGGCCAGAGGGACUUUGUUCAAAGAGAAACUGAAGCAAGGAUCCUCAGAAAAGUGCAUUCAGAAUGAGGCGGGAGCUUGGCUGACUGUAAAGGAGUUUUUAAAGAAAGGGGGAAAGGCCACGUCAAAAGAUUGGAAGAAAGCUAUCCGUUGUAACAAGAAGACAUUAAGAAGUCUGGAGCAGGAUGGAUUUUUGUUCUGUACUUCCAAAAGUAAGCCUCAAAAAGAGUGUGACUAGCGGAUGAGCUCCUGAACUAUGCUUAGCUGUUGUGUGCUGUCUUCAGUGUCUGAACUUUGCCUUCGAGUCUCUGAGUGUCCCAGCUUCAUGUUCGUGUAGGGCAACUCAUCACAACUGGUCCAGCACUGAGUACACGCUCCCGAUGCCUUUGUUCACAGCUGACUUGCAAUAGAAAAGUACAUGAAUCUUAGAAAAUAAAGAUAUAGCUGUUAGUGUCUA